Vicia villosa (hairy vetch) is the source of this 789-nucleotide messenger RNA. RefSeq lists its product as uncharacterized. The transcript has a single exon. Lineage: Eukaryota; Viridiplantae; Streptophyta; Magnoliopsida; Fabales; Fabaceae. The record is from RefSeq and is a predicted model, not a curated record. The coding region runs from base 1 to 789 and encodes 262 amino acids.
AUGGUAAAGAACUACAUGGUGAAAACGUGGAAUUUCGUGAAAAUUCCAGAUCUGUACUACAAUGAAGAUGGUUAUUUCAUUCUCAGAUUUCAUUCUCACGAUGAUAUGGAUGUGGUUCUGAUGAAAGGGCCUUAUACUCUGAGAAAUGUUCCACUUCUUCUUCAAGAGUGGAGACCAGAUUUCAAUCUGAAGAGAGACAUGUUGAGGACUCUCCCAAUUUGGGUGAAACUGCCUCAGCUACCAUUGUACCUAUGGGGAGCCAAGAGUCUCAGCAAGAUUGGCAGCGCUAUCGGUGUCCCUUUGGUAACUGACGAAUGCACCGCCAGCAAGCUUCGGGUAUCCUAUGCUAGGAUCCUAGUGGAGGUGGAUGUAACAAAAGAUUUUGUGAAAGAGAUUGCUAUCAAAGAAUGUGAUGGGCGAAAGAUCAAACAGUUGGUGGAGUAUGAAUGGCGCCCAAAAUUCUGUGAGAAAUGCAAGAAGAUUGGUCACCAAUGCAAGGAACCAGUGAAGAGAGUGGAAAGAAGAUGGCAACUAAAACCAUCUAUACCAAGCACUGCACCAGAGGAGCAACAUCAGCCUCAAAUUGUCAAUAAGGAGAUGGGAGCUUCAUCAGAGGAUAACCAUGAGAAGGAUAAGGAUGAAACUCCUUGGACAUUUGUGAAAGCCUCACGUGAAAAAGGUAAACGAAUCUCCCCUGUCUUGACUGAAGCUGUAAAUUGUCUAAAUGGAUUUGAUGCACUAGGAAUUGAGAAGGAUUCACUAGUGUCCACUGAUCUUGAUCCAUGUUAG